AUGGCGCCACCAAACACGGACCUCGUCCAGCAGCUGCGCACCUCCCUCGCCGCGCAGUCCCUCCCACCACCGUCCACUAGCUUCCUCGCCGCCCUCGUCUCCGCGCGCACGCCGCCGCUGCCCGCGCCCUCGCUGCUCGCCACCGCCCGCGCGCGCCUCCUCGCCUGCGACCUGACCUCCCCCUACCCGACCGCCGCGGGGGGCUCGUCAUCGUCGCCGCCGAUGCUGGACGUCCCCGCCAUGGCCGCGCUGCCCGCCGACGUCGGCGACGCGCGCGUCAAGGCGCGCGUGCUGCCCCGCGACGUCCACGCGCAGGUGCUCGACGUCGAGAACCUCAGCCUCAGCCGGUGGCAGCAGGUCGAGGAGAUGGAGGCGGUGGCGCGCGGGGAGCGCACCCGCGGCCGCGAGGUCGUGCGCGUCACCGAGGACGCUGACGACACGGCGGCGGUGGGGGGGAGGACGGCGGUGCAUCGCCUGGUGCUGCAGGACUGCAGGGGCACGCUGGUGUACGCGAUCGAGGCGGCGCGCGUGGACAGGAUUGGCGUGGGUAGGACGAUGAUUGGGGAGAAGGUGCUGCUGCGCGCGGGGACGGUGGUGGCGCGGGGCUCGGUGCUGAUGACGCCGGAGAGGACGGUGGUUCUCGGCGGCAAGAUUGACGCGUGGCAUGAGGAGUGGACGCGCGGGCGGCUGGACAGGUUGAAGGCGGCCGCCGCGGGAACGGACCGACCACGGCAGUGA
This is a messenger RNA of Cordyceps fumosorosea ARSEF 2679, 738 nucleotides long. RefSeq lists its product as hypothetical. Bases 1 to 738 code for a protein of 245 amino acids. The transcript has a single exon. The record is from RefSeq and is a predicted model, not a curated record. Lineage: Eukaryota; Fungi; Ascomycota; Sordariomycetes; Hypocreales; Cordycipitaceae.